Trichoderma asperellum CBS 433.97 is the source of this 738-nucleotide messenger RNA. NCBI's taxonomy places the organism in Eukaryota, Fungi, Ascomycota, Sordariomycetes, Hypocreales, Hypocreaceae. The record is from RefSeq and is a predicted model, not a curated record.
AUGUCCAAGCCAGCAAAGGGCAAUCCCAUCACGGAUGCGCCGACACUUCCGCCUCUGUCUGUUGGAACGCCUCGUCACAGGUUCCUCUCACCUGCUGAGUGGGGCAUCGUUGCUAAUGGAAUAGGCGGAAUUCGAGACCGUGAGCAACAUAAGCCAAUCCAUCCAACCAGCUGGCUAUGGCCACCCAAGGGGAUGCCUCGAGGCUUGUACAAGGACACUGUUACUCAACGCACCAAGUUCUUCUACCUGUAUCACAUUUCAAGUGGCAUCCGAUGGAUCUUGAUGUUGCUGCAGCUCUUCAUUGGCGCGACGUUGACGGCUCUAGGCUCCAUGUCCUUCAAACAGGGCACUCCAAUCACGGUUUUGGGAGCUGCAAAUACCAUCAUUGCUGGUCUUCUCGCCUUCUUGCAAAACAGUGGACUGCCUGACCGAUACCGCUAUGACAAGUCUGAGUUUGAAGCACUGGAAGAUCACAUCAAAGAAAUCCUCGACUCCGGCAUUGCUCCUGCGAAUCAAACAACUGACCAGAUUCUCGCCGAAUGUUUCGACUUGUAUCAAGACGCCAAGGCAACUGUGUCUGCGAACUUGCCAGCAAAUUACAUGCCUCGAAUCACUCAACAAGGGGGCCAAAGACCAGGCGCGCUGACUCAGUCAGGAUCUCAUUCGACUACACCAAAGCAGCUUGCUCUGCAAUAUGCUGGUGGAGAUUCCACCCCCACUCCAAUGAUUGGAAAGUAA